AUUGGUUUGCAAAGAACACUGACUCUUUUGAAGCAUAUUUCAGUGCCAAAAAAUGAACCGCGGAUAUAUAGAAAAUAAUAAUGUCCCACAUGAUAAUAAUCAAAUGGUUUUGGAUAUGAUUCUUUGUUCUUUAAUUGGAGUUCCUCAACCUAUCAACUGGGAAAAUGUGGCAAGACUGGUUCCAGGGUAUUCAUCCAAAGAGUGUGCAAAAAGGUUUGAUGAGCUGAAAAGCAAUGGAAGUUCUCCCGUGGAUAACCAGUUCAAUCCACUAAUGGCCAGUGGUGCGAAACCUGUGGAAACACUAGCUGGUUAUAUUAAAUCAUCGCUACUUGAUACUCAGGAUGAGUUACAAGAACCCUCUGGUGAAAAUGAUGCAAUUUCUUUAAAUGGAAAGUCAAGUAUAGCUUCCUCAAGGAAUUGCUCUUCAGAAAGUGAAAAAUGCCCUGCACUUAAAGGUGGAGAAAAUGCUGAUGAAACUGAAGGGCCAAAUAUGGUGAUCCAUGUGUGUGAUGAAGCAAAAAAUCUGAAGGAAGAUUUUGUUUGUCCACGAGAUCUAUUAAUUUCUGAAAUGAAGUACUUUGCCGAAUAUCUAUCAAUGGAUGCCCAACGCUGGGAAGAAGUGGACAUUUCAGUUCACUGUGACGUUCACAUCUUUAACUGGUUGAUAAGAUAUGUUAAAAGGAACACUAAGGAAUAUGAGGUUGAUGAAAUACCCACCUUAGAACCAAGCAAUGUCAUUUCAAUACUUAUUUCCUCUGAAUUCCUGAAGAUGGAUUCUUUAGUAGAAAAAUGUAUUAAUUAUUGCCACAAGAAUAUGAGUACAAUUGUAGCCACGCCAUGCAAUAUGAACUGCAUUAAUGCUAACCUACUAACCCGCAUAACUGAUCUUUUCACACAUAAUGAAGUAGAAGAGGUAAAGGACAAGAGAGAUAAAUUUAAGAGCAAACUUUUCUGUAAGAAGAUAGAAAGACUGUUUGAUCCAGAGUAUCAGAAUGCAGAUUCUAAGGGAAACGCAGCAACCCUUUACAGAUGUUACUUAUGUAAGAAACUUCUUAUUCAGGAUACUGAAAGAAAAAUCCCAUGUAUUCCUGGAAAGAUUAACGUGGAUCAAUAUGGAAAUAUACUCUAUAUUCACAUAAGAGAUAAAUCUUGGGAUAUCCAUGAGUAUCUCCUGAGUCUUUUUGAAGAAUUAAAAUCAUGGCGAGAUGUAUACUGGCGUCUUUGGGGAACUAUUAACUGGUUGACCUGUUCAAGGUGUAAUCAAAUUUUCCUGUGCACUGAGUUUUCACAUUGCCAAUAUCAUCCUCAACCAGUCCUCUAUCCUGGUGUAGCAAGUUGUCUUGGUUCCACUGGUACCGGAAUAUAUCCCUGCUGUAACCAAAAAGUUCUUAGAUUUGAUCCUGCUCCUAUUCCAAAAGGAUGUAAAGUAAGAGAUCAUGUGAUUGGCUUGCCUCCUGGAGGUGAAGGUGGGGAUAAUGUGUCCUAUCAGACAGCUAAAAUACUGAAUGAUCUGAUUCAACACCGAAAUAUUAUUGUUCUGCCCUUUUCAAAAGACCAGAACAGCAAUUCUGGAAUAGGGCUGAAUGAUGAGAAGGGUUUUGAAUGUAGUAUUUUACUGGAGCCAAAUUCAUCAUGGGGGCCCAAAGCAGGAGAAAUUAAUGCUUUCCUUUCUCUGAAAAACUGGACUCUUCAGCUGAAACAACAGUUGCUACUUUCAGAAGAUGAUGAAUACACAACUGGGUCUGAAGUCACAGAGGAUGAAGUAGGGGAUGAAGAAGAAGUGUCCAGGAAAACAGGAAGAAAAGAGAGGCCAAAAAAAUUGAUCAGAAACCCCAAAAAGCAAGUAUCUUCACCUAAUAUUCAAAAGAAGGAAAAAACGUUAGAGAAGCCUAACUCUCGAGACACAUCUCCCUUUAUAAUGAGUAUGCAGCAGAGUAAGUGGGAUCCUUCCAGAUCACUAAGAUUCAAUCAAGAUGCUCAAAGAGAAGAAGAUCAGCGGCGAAUGAUUGAGAUAACACGACAUCUAAUAAAAAUUAGGUUGGGAGAUCUUGAUCGUCUAAAAUCAAAAGAAAACAAAGAAUCUGCAGCCGGAAUUUAUGCAAGACUUGAAGCUCAGAUCAGGGCAGCUGCACAAGUCAAUAUUCGUCAGAAUAUUCCUGAAAAAAUGAUAAGGACAAAAGCUCGAUUUGGUCAAAGCCGCCCAACUUAAAAACAAAACCUAGAGAUUUUCUGCGCUGAACCCAAAGCACUUUCCUGCCUUCUGCAACUGCUUCCAAGAUUCCAGAAACGGGGCAUGCUUCUUCCGAAAGGUUUCAGUGACUGACAUUCUCGUCUGCCAUGUUAAUUAUUCUGUUUUAAUGAAUUAAUACCCAUUUUUCAUCUGUUGUAAGUUGUAAAUACACCAUUUUCUCUUAAGCAAAAUGGUGCAUUUAUAAGCCUGCAAAACAAAAUGUAAAGCCCUUAUUUGACUGAGGGUGGAAAAAGUGGUGCUAAUGAAAUUAAGAAUUUCAUAUUUUGCUAUCAAUUUUUAGUAACAGUCAAACCUGGCCUUUUUAUAUACUUUUGCUUUAUCUGGCAACGAUAUUAACUUGUAAUGAUUUAGUUGUAUAAAAAUAAGGUGGUAAUGCCUUGGCAUCCUGUUUAAAAUCUUGAUCUUAUUCCUGUUCUGCCAUUAAGUUUUCCUCUCUAAAGUGUUCUCUCUCAGUGAGACAGUGUGCAUGUUAAUAGGUGCUUCCUUUCCAAACUUCUUUUCUUUAAUGCUUAAAUAAAAAACAGUUAAGAGAAAAAACUACACUAUUUUAUGGGUGCAGGGAACCCCACAAUCUUUUUCUGCACUGAAGUGCCAAAUAUGACAAAUGAUAAGGGUAAAGUCCAUGCUUGUAAGGAUAAGGUUUUUUUAUAACUGAUUUAUGUAUACAUCUCUUUGCAAAAUUAAAUCUUUGUUUAGAAAGAUUUGUGUAUGAAGGCUUCAAGUUGUCAACCUGCUCCUUGAUAUUAAAUUGAAAACUAGAAGUCAUUCAUCUCUUAAAUGUAAUAACACCUUUUGGCAGAAAUGGAUUCUAUGAAGUGCUGUAAAGAUAGAAGUAGACUGAAGAGCUAAUGUAUGUAGUCCUAGCUCAGCAUUUCUCUUCUGCAACCAUCCACUGCAUAGAAUAUUGCAUAGAAGCAUCUGCAGGAUUCCUUUUAAGAGCUUUAAGGGAAGAAAGACCUCUCUUCCAACUCAUCAAUCAACAUUUUGCAGCUCCUUCUCCCAUCUACAGGUAAUCCUCACUUACCGCUUCAUAUGGCAAACUGUUUGAAGUUAGAAUUGUGUAAAAAAAAAAAAGCUUUUCAACCAAUCGUCACAUCUAAGACCUUUGCAGCAUCCCGCUGUAAUGUAAUUGCCAUUCGGGUUCUUCACAAUUGGUGCAUAUUUACAAAUGUCGCAUCUUGUGGGCACAUGAUUACCAUUUGCUUGCUUCCCAAUCAAUUAACAAACAGAG
Molecule: messenger RNA, 3482 nt
Organism: Pseudonaja textilis
Lineage: Eukaryota; Metazoa; Chordata; Lepidosauria; Squamata; Elapidae
Gene: SANBR
Product: SANT and BTB domain regulator of CSR
Source: RefSeq, a predicted model, not a curated record